Molecule: messenger RNA, 3387 nt
Organism: Salmo salar (Atlantic salmon)
Lineage: Eukaryota; Metazoa; Chordata; Actinopteri; Salmoniformes; Salmonidae
Biological process (GO): regulation of transcription by RNA polymerase II
Cellular component (GO): PcG protein complex; transcription regulator complex; chromatin
Molecular function (GO): DNA-binding transcription activator activity, RNA polymerase II-specific; RNA polymerase II cis-regulatory region sequence-specific DNA binding
Source: RefSeq, a predicted model, not a curated record
GUUUCUUCAACAACAACAACAGCUAGUCAGACACCUCGGUAGCUUGCUCGCCAACAUAACCGAAACAUUGAAGCUCUUUAGACUGUCUCAGUGUUUUAAAAACAGUUUUGUCGUUUAGCUAGUUACCUUAUUUAAUGUUAUAUGUACAUUGUUAGUCAGUUAGCUGGCUUGAUAAGUUAGCCUAGCACUAGGCUAGUCGCUAAUGCUAGCUAGCUAACAUCCCUGACCAUGAGUUCACUAAGCUACUCUCCUCCUGCUAAAGAAGAAGCGGUCUGCUGGACGGAGAAUAAGGCUCCAGAGGGUAUAUGGCUGAACAUUGUCGUGAAAGAGGAGAAAGAAGAGGAGGAUGUCACAGUUAAAAAACAAGUAAAAGUUGAGGCUGUUCCCGUGAAAGAAGAAGAGGAAGACGCGUUCAGAGUGAAAGAGGAGGAGGAUGUUACAGUGAAAGAAGAGGAGGAAGAGCAAGAGGUGGAUGCAGGGGAGGAGGGGGAGAUGACUGUCACAUUGAAAGAAGAAGACGAGGAGGAGACAGAAGAUCUGAUUGAGACCAGAGAAAGACCAGACUCUCACUCUGACAGCAGAAAGAAUCCUUCAGGAGGACCAGACCCAGUGACACCCAAACCAGCGAGACAACACCACUCCCUAUCAUGGGCCCUAAAACAGCAUGAGAGGACACACACAGGGGAAAAGCCUUUCCAAUGUUCCCACUGUGGAAAGCAUUUUGCCCGCUUAAGGAGCCUGAAGGAGCAUGAGAGGACACACACAGGGGAAAAUCUUUUCCAAUGUUCCCACUGUGGAAAGCGUUUUACCCGCUUAAUGAGCCUGACGGAGCAUGAGAGGCUACACACAGGGGAAAAGCCUUUCCAAUGUUCCAAGUGUGAACAGCGUUUUAUCCGCUUAAGGAACCUGAAGAGUCAUGAGAGGGUACACACAAGGGAAAAUCCUUUCCAAUGUUCCCAGUGUGAAAAGCAUUUUACCCGUUUAAGGAGCCUGCAGAAGCAUGAGAAGAUACACACAGGGGAAAUCCUUUCCAAUGUUCCCAGUGUGGAAAUAGUUUUAUCAAUUUAAGACAUCUGAAUAAGCAUGCACUUACCAGUGCUCUCAUUGUGGAAAGACAUUUCCCAGUCAGAGGACCUGAAAUCACAUCAGAGAAUAGAGAGACUGUGUUCUGACUUAUGUUUUUGACCUGAUAAUUUAGGUGUUUGUUUAUACCACAUGAAAUCAUAUUGUUUAUAUGAAAUCAUUAACAAAACAGACCUACUUUUGUUUAAGUUUUCAUCUGGAGAUGAUAAAUACUAUACAAUGUGUUUUGAUUAUGAACUUUAAUCCAUUGCAUACCCUCUAAUAUUGUUCAUUAUGUUUUUGGGAUAUUGCUAAAUGUUGAUGAUAUUGCUAAAUGUUGAUGAAUGGAGUUUGCAUUUCUUGAUUCUAACCUUAAACCUCUUGAAUUUGAUGUGAUCUGGUUUUUCACUAAAUGAAUUGUAUUACAUGAUUUAGAUAUUGCACCAUGUAAAUUAUUGAAUAGAUUAAUAGAAUGUGCAUUUCUUUUUUUUGAACAUUGAAACCUCUUGAAUUUAGUCGUUUUUGUUGCAUUUAGUUAAUUUGUUUACUAGUCAUCAAGGUAAAGGACUAUGAAAAUGUGAUGACGUUUUUAUAUCAACAUUGAUAAGUUGUUUACAUGAAAAACAUGAGUGUUCCCAUCAAUGUUAUUCCACUAUGUAGAAGCAGUAUAGAGCUAGUUUCGAUUGAAUACAGAUGUGUAGUAGAUGUGAAGUUUAUUUUAAAUUCUUACUAAUUGAUUAGCAAAAACGUAUCUUUGAAAUGAAAAAUAAAAAGUAGAAUAAUGCACCAUGGUAGCUAAUACAUUACAAUAUAAUAAGGCUACAUGGUAGAUAAUACAUUAUAAUAUAAUAAGGCUCCAUGGUAGCUAAUACAUUAGAAUAUAAUAAGGCUCCAUGGUAGCUAUUACAUUAGAAUAAGGCACCAUGGUAGCUAGUACAUUAGAAUAGAAUAAGGCUCCAUGGUAGCAAAUAUAGUAGAAUAUAAUAAGGCACCAUGGCAGCUAAUACAAUUGAAUAGAAUAAGGCUCCAUGGUAGCUAAUACAUUAGAAUAGAAUAAGGCUCCAUGGUAGCUAAUACAUUAGAAUAUAAUAAGGCUCCAUGGUAGCUAAUACAUUAGAAUAGAAUAAGGCUCCAUGGUAGCUAAUACAUUAGAAUAGAAUAAGGUCCAUGGUAGCUAAUACAUUAGAAUAGAUUAAGGCACCAUGGUAGCUAAUACAUUAGAAUAGAAUCAGGCUCCAUGGUAGCUAAUACAUUAGAAUAGAAUAAGGUCCAUGGUAGCUAAUACAUUAGAAUAGAUUAAGGCUCCAUGGUAGCUAUUACAUUAGAAUAUAAUAAGGCACCAUGGUAGCUAAUACAUUAGAAUAGAAUAAGGCUCCAUGGUACCUAAUACAUUAGAAUAGAAUAAGGCUCCAUGGUAGCUAAUACAUUAGAAUAGAAUAAGGCACCAUGGUAGCUAAUAAAUUAGAAGAGAUUCAGGCACCAUGGUAGCUAAUAAAUUAGAAUAGAUUAAGGCUCCAUGGUAGCUAAUACAUUAGAAUAGAAUAAGGCUCCAUGGUAGCUAAUAGAAUAGAAUAAGGUCCAUGGUAGCUAAUACAUUAGAAUAGAAUAAGGCUCCAUGGUAGCUAAUAAAUUAGAUUAGAGUAAGGAUCCACGGUAGCUAAUACAGUAGAAUUAGGCUCCAUGGAUCUAAUACAUUUCAUUAGAAUAAGGCACCAUGGAGCUAAUAUAUUAGAAUACGGCUCCAUGGAAGCUUAUACAUUAGAUUAGAGUAAGGAUCCAUGGUAGCUAAUACAGUAGAAUAAGGCUCCAUGGUAGCUUAUACAUUAGAUUAGAGUAAGGAUCCAUGGUAGCUAAUACAGUAGAAUAAGGCACCAUGGAGCUAAUACAUUAGAAUACGGCUCCAUGGAAGCUUAUACAUUAGAUUAGAGUAAGGAUCCAUGGUAGCUAAUACAGUAGAAUAAGGCACCAUGGAGCUAAUACAUUAGAAUACGGCUCCAUGGAAGCUUAUACAUUAGAUUAGAGUAAGGAUCCAUGGUAGCUAAUACAGUAGAAUAAGGCACCAUGGAGCUAAUACAUUAGAAUAAGGCUCCAUGGUAGCUAAUAUAUUAGGCUAUAAUAAGUUACCAUAAUUGUAUCCUAUACUGACUAGUCUUUUUACCCAUUCGGUCUAAUACAGGUAUCCUUUUCUGACUAGUCUAUUUAUCCAUUAGGUCUAAUACAUGUAUCCUAUACUGACUAGUCUAUUUAUCCAUUAGGUCUAAUACAUGUAUCCUAUACUGACUAGUCUAUUUAUCCAUUAGGUCUAAUACAUGUAUCCUAUACUGA